ACAACGAGUUUGUUGUUGAAGGAAGUGGCCAAAAAUAAGUUGUGUGUACACUGGUGUCGGUCGCCUGUUUGGGGAAAAAGCCGAUCAUGAAAGAGAGAUAAGGCGUGUUUUGGUGUAAUAAAACACAAGCAACGGCUGCUGCGCAAAACAAAAACCAGUGAAGCUCAUUUCUCCGCCUGUGUACUCUGAUGCUGCUUUGAGAAUUAGGCGAGCAGCCAUGGACGAGAGUUUUGACCGAGCUCCAGGGGCGGGCAGAAGCCGAAAUUUCGUUGCGGACCCAGGGCUCGCUGGUAACGUCGGGGACAGCGGUGACCCCAAAGCUACACUCUUCAACCAAAGGGAACCGCUGAGGCAGCCGCGCACCUUGCCACCUUUUGCCGAGAACAACCUUGGCGCGGCCGACGUCAUGGUUGCUGGAGAUUUUAAAAGACAGAGCAAACCCCAACAAAGUAUCAAUGCCAACACCACGUCUGCCUCGAGAGGUUUUAACCAAGUGGACUCUGUGGUCAAGUCAUCGAAUCUGUCAGCCAGCGCCCCAGAGUUUGUCCCCUCUGCAGUCAACGCGUAUGAGGACCCCUCGUUUUAUGAUGACAACGAAGGCUAUUACGAUGAGCAAACUUUGGCUGAAACAGUGGCAGACUUCCUUGGCCACCUGAGCUCCUCACCCGGGUCCUUUGAGUCGGAUGUGGAGGCCAUUACUGCCAUGCUCAACUCCUGGGUUACCACCGAAGAACUGUUGAACGAGCUGGUGGAACUGAUCUACACACAGUCUACUGCCAUUCCCAACUUUGCUUACACUGGGGCGAGGCUGUGUAACUACCUGUCCCAUCAUCUCCUUGUCAGUCCCCGAAGCGGUAACUUUCGUCAGCUCCUACUCAAAAGAUGUCAAACCGAAUUUAUACAGAGGGAUGCAGCAGUUAGAGGAGAUGCCGAGACCCAGAAGAAAUUCCACUCCUUCGUGCUCUUUCUAGGGGAGCUCUAUCUUAACCUGGAGGUAAAGAGCUCAAAAGGACCUCCAAACAGAGCAGAUAUCCUCCUUGAUGCUCUGAAAGACCUGAUGAGCAGUCUGUUCUCCAAGCCUGUGGAUGCAAAUCUCAUCUGUGCCGUCAAACUGCUCAAGCUAACGGGCUCCAUCCUGGAUGAUGCCUGGAAAGAGAGGGGGAAACCGCACAUGGAAGAACUGAUCCAAAGAAUAGAAACUAUUCUACUGGAUGCCACCUGCAGCCGGGAUGUCAGACAGAUGCUACUGAAACUGGUGGAGUUGAGAUCGAGCGACUGGGGCAGAGUCCGCGCUGCCGCAGCGGCCAGCAACGCCACGCCAGACAACGACCCCAACUACUUCAUGAAUGAACCUACAUUCUACACAGAAGAUGGGACUCCUUUCACAGCUGCAGACCCAGAUUACGCUGAGAAAUAUCAAGAGAUCCUGGACCGGCAGGAAUAUUUCAACGAUCUUGAUGGAGAAAAUGGAAAUGAAAGUGAAAUAUACGACUCCGAAGACGAGAUGGAGCCCGAGAUCGAAGCAGCCUUUGAAACUUUUUGUUUGGAGACAGAGCGGAAGCGGCAGCAAUGAGGCGAGGAGUGAGAAUGCGAGAAAGGACUGGCGUGCCCUCUACUUGCUGUAAAGUUACAAAAUUUAACUAGCAUCCGAUAGGUUCAAACUUGGUUUUAUUGCAAACAAGCAUUUUGAACAAAAAAUGUUCAUAGUUGCACAUCCAACAGUUUCCGCAGUUGGAGUCGAUUUAGAGAGUGGGAAUAAUCGACAGUUGGUUUGUUCUUAAAAAAAAAAAAAAAAAGAAGAAGAAAAAAAAAAUCCGGUAUUUUUCUUUUAACAUUUGACAUUAAAGUUGUUUGUUUUUAAUUAUUUCAGAAACGUAUUUUGCUUAAACUAAAUGCCAAGAGGGAAAUGGCGUGCUGUGUUUAUUUUUUCAGAUCUUUUCUGAAAGGCAGAUUCCUCCGGCGAGUGUACAAUAUGUGAAAUACUAAUUAAUGCUCCAUGCAUUAAUAUGCUAUUAAUGCAUUAGUACCGGCGAGAAAACUCAAGGUACCAUCUUCAUAUAAAAUGCGGUUUCCUUCUUCCAUUCAUGAAGCACGUCAUCAUCUCGACUGGUGAUUGCCAUUAUUCAACACAAUAUUCAAAGCUAUUCACCUGUUCAUCUAGCUGCAGUUUAUUGAGGCGGUCAGAAACAGACACCUUCGUUUAUGGGGCUAAAGUCAACAUAAAAAAUAAAAAAGCCUUUUUUCUGUAAUUGAGAGAGAACCCUCAGUCAUUGAGAUGUUAUGGAAGACUGUUGCCCAGCGAUCCAUGAAGCUCAAACAAAGGAAUAUUUUAUAAGUUGUAAAUAUUAUUUAUGGUAUUGUGUGCCUGCAAUAAAUUCUUUAUAAUGUC
Messenger RNA from Gasterosteus aculeatus aculeatus (three-spined stickleback), 2389 nucleotides. It is a transcript of the gene paip1, whose product is annotated as poly(A) binding protein interacting protein 1. Gene Ontology annotation, biological process: regulation of translational initiation. The record is from RefSeq and is a predicted model, not a curated record. Gene Ontology annotation, molecular function: translation activator activity; protein binding; RNA binding. Lineage: Eukaryota; Metazoa; Chordata; Actinopteri; Perciformes; Gasterosteidae.